AUGGACCUACUUGGGAGCAUUUUGAGCACAAUGGACCGGCCACCGCCCGUCAGCGAGAAGGACAAGCGGGUUAGAAAAGAACACGAGGCUCAAGUGAAGAAGGCAUUGGACGAGGAACGUGACAGGCUGAAGAGCCUGAAGAAUGGCAUCGACGAGAUUAUUGACGAUUUUCUUCAAAACGCGAAUCAAACUCGUUUAAAACUCGAACCUAUGGAAAAAAUCGCGCGUAAAAUUGUGCACGAAGCUGCGGAGAAUGUUGGAUUGAUUGCUCAUACUUUUCCGAGCGAAGAAGGCAGUGAACCGCAUGUGAUGCUCUUCAAGAAAGAAGACGCCCCUUGCGACGGAGAACUCUCGUGUAUCCGCUCUGGUCGCCCAUGGAAUCCUGCUGCCGCUGCGAAGCUACGUGGGUCAGCUGAUACGUACGAAAUUCCCGAGCCUCUACGACGCAACAAAUCGAAAGACACCGAACUAGACGGAUAUCGCAAGAAGUACGAAAGGAUAGUUGGGAGUGAACUUUCUGCAUCCAAAGUCACUGUUACAAAAAAUCACUACGGGUUUGUUCCCACGGAAAACAAGAAAGACAUUCGGUCGAUUGAACAAACUUUGGCGGACAUAAGAGCGAGAAGGAAAAGAAAAGCAGAAUCUUCCUCAUCUACCGAAACCCCCGCAUCUUGA
Notodromas monacha is the source of this 675-nucleotide messenger RNA. NCBI's taxonomy places the organism in Eukaryota, Metazoa, Arthropoda, Ostracoda, Podocopida, Cyprididae. The record is from the annotation of a GenBank genome assembly.